AAGCCGCGCCCCUCCAAAGGCCCUCAAAUAACACUCCUUUCCUUCUCGGCCCUCUCGCUACUUCCCUUUCCCUUCCACUCUCCCUCCCCCUCCCGAAACCGCUUCUUUCAGUUCUAAAAUCUAAAAGCUGUAAGAAGAAUUUCCUCAAAGACGAUUGCAGAGUGAGAAGAUGGCUCGAUACGACCGUGCGAUCACCGUCUUCUCCCCAGACGGCCAUCUGUUCCAGGUGGAAUACGCCCUUGAGGCCGUUCGCAAGGGGAAUGCUGCUGUUGGCGUUCGGGGCACCGACACGAUCGUCCUCGGUGUUGAGAAGAAAUCUACUGCAAAACUCCAAGACUCCAGAUCUGUUAGGAAAAUUGUUAAUCUGGAUAAUCAUAUUGCAUUGGCUUGUGCUGGGCUAAAAGCAGACGCAAGGGUCUUGAUAAACAAGGCACGCAUCGAAUGCCAGAGCCACAGACUUACUGUUGAGGAUCCUGUAACUGUUGAAUACAUAACCCGGUACAUUGCUGGCCUUCAACAAAAGUAUACACAGAGUGGUGGUGUGAGGCCAUUUGGCCUUUCAACUUUGAUUGUGGGCUUUGAUCCAUACACUGGUGUACCAUCACUUUAUCAAACAGAUCCAUCUGGGACAUUUUCGGCCUGGAAAGCUAAUGCUACAGGAAGAAACUCGAAUUCGAUGAGAGAAUUUUUGGAGAAAAAUUAUAAAGAAACUUCUGGGCAAGAAACUGUAAAGCUGGCAAUUCGUGCCUUGCUGGAAGUUGUCGAGAGUGGAGGAAAGAACAUAGAGAUUGCUGUGAUGACGAAAGACCAUGGGCUUCGUCAACUUGAUGAAUCCGAAAUCGAUACCAUUGUUGCAGAGAUUGAAGCAGAAAAAGCAGCAGCUGAAGCUGCAAAGAAGGCUCCUGCCAGAGAUCAGUGAUCUUGCCCACUUAUAUACACUUAUUUUUGGAAUUUGGUGAAGAACCCUGAACUAAGAUAUCAAGUAUGUGUUACUAUGGAUUCAUCGGCAUUUUUCAUGAAUUUCAGGAUUUCAUUUCUUUCACAAUCACAAUGAUUCUGGGCUUCUUCAAUUGAUUACAUUUAGGAUGCAA
Molecule: messenger RNA, 1091 nt
Organism: Magnolia sinica
Lineage: Eukaryota; Viridiplantae; Streptophyta; Magnoliopsida; Magnoliales; Magnoliaceae
Product: proteasome subunit alpha type-7
Exons: 4
Coding region: 170-919 (249 amino acids)
Biological process (GO): ubiquitin-dependent protein catabolic process
Cellular component (GO): proteasome core complex; proteasome core complex, alpha-subunit complex; nucleus
Source: RefSeq, a predicted model, not a curated record